AUGGCGGACAGUGGGCAAGAGCAAGAGCGCCCCGACCAGACCUCGUCCCACCGCAACAGCCUGACGGCGACAGCCCACUAUCCCACGUGGCCAGGCCCUGUGGAUCUGCAGCCCUGGCUGUAUGGUCUCCAUGGUGUCUGGAGGGACUUCAGCAGCGUCUGCCUUUCCCACAGCCUGGUCAUUGACACGUUGCGAGACGUGGACCCCACCCGCAAGUGUUACCGCAUGGUGGGUGGGGUGCUGGUGGAGCGCACCGUCAAGGAGGUCCUCCCUGCCCUGGAGAGCAACAAAGAGCAGAUCAACAAAAUCAUCGAGACCCUGACCCAGCAGUUGCAGGCAAAGGGCCAAGAGCUGAACGAGUUCCGGGAGAAGCACAACAUCCGCGUGAUGGGGGAGGAUGACCAGAAGCCACCGCCCAAGGAGAGCGCCGACGGGGCGGGAGCCAAGACCAGCUCUGCUGGGGUCCUGGUCUCCUAGGAGGAAGAACAUUGUGUCCAGGCCCCUUCCCAAAGGACUUUCUGCAUCCCUCCCCCGCCCUGACCUCUGAGGCUUAACUUUAUUAUUUGAUGUCACUGUUGUUAUAUAUAUUUUUUUUUUGUUAAAUAAACAUUUUUCUGUCAU
This is a messenger RNA of Chelonoidis abingdonii (Abingdon island giant tortoise), 621 nucleotides long. The record is from RefSeq and is a predicted model, not a curated record. Lineage: Eukaryota; Metazoa; Chordata; Testudines; Testudinidae.